This is a messenger RNA of Gigantopelta aegis, 6467 nucleotides long. Its product is annotated as GATA zinc finger domain-containing protein 14-like. The coding region runs from base 556 to 4119 and encodes 1187 amino acids. NCBI's taxonomy places the organism in Eukaryota, Metazoa, Mollusca, Gastropoda, Neomphalida, Peltospiridae. The transcript has 8 exons. The record is from RefSeq and is a predicted model, not a curated record.
CAAAUUUUGGAAGUUAUGAAUUCACAUGUUGUGCAAAUUUUGGAGUUUUGUUAGUUAUUCAAGAAUUUGUACAAAUUUAGCAGUUUGAUGAUUCAAGAAUUAUGAAAUUUGGUAGAUUUAUGACUUAAAUGUGGAAGUUUUCUGAAUUGAAUCCAAGAGUUUGGAAAAUCAUUAUUAUGAAAUAUAAAUUUGUUGUUACAAAAUGCAACUCAAAUGAUGUAAAAUAUGUUUGAAAAUGGAUGUCUUCAUACAUAUUUUUGACACGACAGUUUCAGUAUAUUUGGUAUGGUUGUUUAUACUGUAUGUCCUUCAAAGUUGUUUUUGGCUGAAAUUUUUAAACUGUGAUCCACAUGGUUGAAAUUUUCAUAUUAAAUAUAAAUAAUUUCUAGCUCUGGAACUCGGGACUUAAGUAGCAUGUGACAUGCUGUGAUGAGUAUGGAAUUCUAUCACAGGAAACAAAGAACAUGAGGACAAAACAAGUUCUUUUUGCUCUGUCUUAGCGGCAUGUUGAUUUUGGUUGUCACGGAAAUCUCUGACUAGCUGCGAGAGGUCAGAAUGGUUUGGUUUGCGUACGUUGCUAAUCCGCGUAUUACGGAUGUUUCCAAGACUUCAGCAUCAGAGAGCUCCACAGUCAAACAGGUUCGAGGAGGUAGUGUUUAUGUGGCAGUGAAUGACACAGCGAAAAAUGUGACGUCAGCUAUAAUAACGGGCACCAGCAUCGCAGAGAAGAAAAAACGGACGAACAAGUACACAGUUGCCGUGGGAACCACACAUGGACACAUUCAAGCCUUUCUAGAUGACUCUGACUGUGUAUUGUCUGCCCUUGAUGGGUGUAAAGCUGAGGAGAAGUGCUUGAUGCUUAUUAAGAAACCCAAGGCGUCAUCAAAGCAGAUGUUGAAGUCUCAUAGCUGGGCCAACCUGAGUGUGUCAGACUCACAGCUCUACCUACAGCUGGAUGGCUCUCUACACGUCGACACACGCAGACACAAAUACAAAUGGAAGAAAAAACCUGACCAGACUAAGUCUGACUGCAGCAAGGAUGACCUGGUUCCGAAACUGUACGACACAAUUCCACGCAAAGGUCAGUCAGUCCAGUCCUGGCGCGAUGAUGUCAACUCACGGCUUUUUCCCGCAACCAAUGGAACCGGUCGACUGGUUGACAACUGGCCAGCUCAGAAUGGCAUAAGUCAGAGGUCAAGGUCAGAUCGAGAGAUAAACAACAACAUGACGAAUAAGUCGGAGAAUUACAUGUAUCACAGUUGUAUCGAAUUACCCACAAUGCCCGCCAUGCAGGAGUCCGAGGAGGAUUAUGGGAGAAUCGGAAAUGAUCAACUUUAUUCACAGGUGAACGGUAACGAUGAUGCAGAUCCCGAGAACUCUGACCAAGUGUCCAGGUGUCACAGCCUAGGUGACCUCACCACCGGUCUGACCUUGUCCGUGAUCGGGCAGAAGAAAGCAGACAGCAUGCUGAAUCUGUCGCAAUUUCCUAACAAUGUCAGGAGACCGAAUCACUCAACUCCUGGUCCUAGCAGUGUUGCGCGUCAAAAGGACCACAGAACUGACGCCAGAACUAAUGAAACGAAACACAUCCCAAAUAAGGAAAGAAAUAGCUCCCAAGGUCAUUCUCAAGGUCACCCACAAGGUCAUUCUCAAGGUCACCCGCAAGGUCAUUCUCAAGGUCACCCGCAAGGUCAUUCUCAAGGUCACUCACAAGGUCGUUCAUCUCAGCAGAGUGUCGGGUCAGACCAAGGCCGUUCUUCGGUCAGUAGUUCCAUGUCGAAUGGGAAAACGAAACGUAGUUUGCCCCACGUGCCGAUAAGCGAACAGACGGAGCGAAUUAAACGAUUCACAGAGUUGAUGAAAGCCAGGAUGGCGUUACACAGCAGCACGGGCCAGAGCACAUCUCCGCAGUCCCCUCACACACCCCUAGAUUCAGGAAAGUCUUCCAUCGUUCCGGAGUCGUGUUCUAGUUACGAGGUGUCAGAACUUCUUCAAGGCAGUCAGACAUAUCAGCAGGCAGAGAGUGAGAAACAUUCGUGUGGCAGAUUUGUGACUCAAACUUCAGGGAAAAGCAACUAUUCCAAGACGGAAUACAAGCAAAACUGCUUGAACAAUCAAAAUGUGUAUUUGAAUUCAAAUCCUACUAACUUGACCAAUCGUAAUUCAAAUUCUAACAGCUUGACCAAUCACAAUUCACAUUACAAUCCUGCAGCCAAUGGGACACUGAGCAGGCACAAUACUGGACCUCCUCCUGAAAGAAGAAGUGAUUCAGGGCAGACAACUCUGACGUCUCAUUCACACAGCAGUACAAUGGAUUCUGGGUAUGCUACAAAUGACUGUGAGGGAGAUCUGUAUUCUCUGUCAGCCCAGACGGGCUCGACUGUACACCGAACAGGAAAUCAGCUACAGAAACCACAUUUUCACCACAACAGUUCAAACACAGAUGGUGCAUACGUUCAUAACUCUGAACAGGCGAAACGGAAGAGCUCACAGCUAGUUCAGCAGGAGAAAACGAGGGUGUGUGGUUCAAAUGAGACAAACAGAACUAACGGAAACUUCCAGAGCUUGAAUAACAAAGCCUGUGAAGAGAGACGCAGAGAGUUUUCAACAGACACUUCUAGCAAUAAGUCUCUCCACAACCAGUUCAGACCGAUAUGUGAAAACAAUUCAGCCAAUCAGAUUUACCAGUCAGUUGCGCAGUGUGAUUCCAAAAGGAAGGUGAUUGGUGAAUAUCCCAAAGAAACUUUGUCAGCAGCCAAUCAGAGUGUACAUAACAGUGGAAGUCAACAUCAUCAGGAUGGUCACCUUGAGUUUGUGAGAAACGAUUUUCAAAGAAAAAACAAUGGUUUCCACGGUUACCAUGAACACGAAAGGAUCGAAAACCGUCAUCCAAUGGGUUUUCGGAAAAAUCACUACCAGAGUCUUGAUAAUAUCUAUCAAAUGAACAAUCGCGGAAUCCAGCACCCUACCUCAAGACAGGUCCCCGUCAGACAUGGGACUGAUUUACAGAAUGGCUAUCAAACGUACGCACGACAAAACCGGAGAAGCAUGACUCAAGUCUCUCAGAAUGUACCAGAAACAAAUGGGAAUAAAUCUGGUCAUAGGCGAGCGAGCGAACCAAACAGAAACGUGUCAAACUGGAAGAGUGGCAGUGAUGCUGUUUUCCACCAGUCAUUGAAUAAUUCAUUUAAUUCGGAAAACAAUGCGGAGAAUUCUGAGCAGUUUGCAGAUCAAGUUCGUGAUGUGAGUCACCGAAUGCGCGACCAUUUUGUCGGUGGUAACAGACACAUGAAUCUUCAACUAGACUCUAGAACUGGAUCAUCGGAGUUUAACAGAUUCAGUACGUUGCCGGGAGGAUUCAAGUUCCAGACGAAUCUCGAAGAAGAACAAAAAUCAUCCACAGUAAAAAACCCAACACUGCAUCAGUUAUCCCAGCUUUACACGUUCCAUCCAAUCAAAAUUGUGUUAGCCAAGUCUCCAUUCAAUGAGAAAGUCUCUAGCUCUCCACCAAACGAGGAAAGAAAAUCUUCAGAAGGGUUGACCUUGGCUGACAUUGCCAUAAAGCUUCCUGGCUUCCAGGAUGCUGCUUCAAAGGAUUCAGGGAUGGUUUCCUCUCCUCAAGGCAAUUACGCCAAACUCGGAGGUCCUGGUAGCGCUUUCCGUCCGGUUCGAAAUCCCGGAAAUAAUACAGCCAAGGUUAUCUCAGUACAGGAAGUGAGCGAAGAAAUGCAGAAAAAAUGCAUGAUGGGAAAUCUGAUGGCUGGAGAUUUACUUGUGGAGAUGAACGGCAGAAUGCUCUUGGGUGCCGAUGCAAGCAUCAUCCAAAAAUCACUGGAAAUCAUUCAAGGGGAGAUAACUCUCACAGUGGCAAGAGAAAAGUACCACCAAGAAGUUAAGACUAACACGGAUGACAAUGAGGACUCUAGCACACCAAGUGUCAAGGCGUUGGAGAAAGAAAUUGAAUAUCUUCGAUCAGAAAUCAUCGCACGAGACAACAAAAUCUCUGAACUUCAGUCGGUGCUUCCACGCCCCGAGAACGCAUCACCCCUCGUGGAAAAGAUGAUUCUGAAUGGCAUUAUAGACGGGAUUGAAAUGAGCGACGAUGAAUUCAUUGUAUAAAACAUUUUGAAAACUGAAUGGAAAAAACAAAUACUCCUAAACUAAGGGCUGUAUCAGAAUUAUUCACAUGACUUUAUUUCAAUGAAUGUUUUUUUCAUGCUGCUGUUAAAAAAAAAUUACAUUUCAGGUUGGGUUUUUUUUUUGUGUGUGCUUAUAUCCGAUGAUGGUUCAAGUACGUUAUCCUGGACAUAGAAAGGAAUUGAAAUUACUGACAAUGAAUUCAUGUGUCGAUGGAAAAAAUAAAUACAACUAAACUAAGAUCUGUUUCAGAAUUAAUCAUUGUUAUUUUAUUUCAAUUUAUUCUUUUGCCUAUAUCCCACAAAGAUUCAAGUGCACAUUAAUAAAUUUAAAUGAAUGAUGAUGAAUUCAUUGUAUAAAGAUUUUUGAAAACUCGAUUAAAAAAAUAAAUAUUAUCUUACUAAAGGCUGUUUCAGAAUUAAUCACGUGAUUUUAUUUCAUUUCAAUUUAUUUUUCAUGCUUAUAUCCGAUUAAUGUUCAAGCAUGUUGUUCUGGGCACACACUUGAGCUAUCUGAGCUUUCUGUCCAGGACAGUAGGUUAGUUGUUAGAUGUUGAUGGAUAGUGAGAGAGAAGUUAAAUUGAUUUAAUAGCUUUUUCAAACUGUUAGACACCAAAUAGAUGUAAUUAAAAUGUGCUGAGAUGUCAUUAAACAAACAUUCCUUUCCUUUAUGCACUGAGCUGUGCACUCAAUCUGGCUAGAAGCAUUUAACGUGGUUCAUGUGAUCGUAUCUUUAACGUGGUUCAUGUGAUCAUAUCUUUAACAUGGUUCAUGUGAUCAUAUCUUUUACAUGGUUCAUGUGAUCGUAUCUUUAACAUGGUUCAUGUGAUCGUAUCUUUUACAUGGUUCAUGUGAUCGUAUCUUUAACGUGGUUCAUGUGAUCGUAUCUUUAACAUGGUUCAUUUGAUCAUAUCUUUAACGUGGUUCAUGUGAUCUUAUCUUUAACGUGGUUCAUGUGAUCAUAUAUUUGACAUGGUUCAUGUGAUCAUGUCUUUAACGUGGUUCAUGUGAUCAUAUCUUUAACGUGGUUCAUGUGAUCAUAUCUUUAACAUAAUUUGCAGUAUAAGAAUGCUUACUUGUCUAAUUUGAUUAUUAACAUGUACAUUGUACAAACUCGAUAACUAAGUAUUUUGCAUUUUGACCAGCCACAUUUAUUUUUGUGUUUCAGAAAUAUUUUAAGCAAGCACACUCAGUAUGUAAUCAAUGUUACCUAUAAUUUUUGUAGCAUCCAAUGAAAAUAGCUGUUGCAUAAACUGCUGACAACAUUAUAACACCAUUAAUUAUCUGGGACCAGUUUCACAAAACAUCAGAUAGGGGCGUCGGGUUUCAGACAGGGGUGUUGGGUUUCAGACAGGGGCGUCGGGUUUCAGACGGGCGUCGGGUUUCACAUAGGGGCGUCGGGUUUCACAUAGGGGCGUCGGGUUUCAGACAGGGGCGUCGGGUUUCAGACAGGGGCGUCUGGUUUUCACAUAGGGGCGUCGGGUUUCAGACAUGGGCGUCGGGUUUCAGACGGGCGUCGAGUUUCAGACAGGGGCAUCAAGUUUCAGAUAGGGGCAUCGGGUUUCAUAUAGGGGCGUCGGGUUUCAGAUAUGGGCGUCGGGUUUCAGAUAUGGGCGUCAGGUUUCAGAUAUGGGUGUCAGGUUUCCAACAGGGGUGUUAGGUUUCUUCUUGCUGCAUUUGUACUUGGAAAAAACAAGUUUAACGUUAUGAGUGAACUCCCAAAAUAAUCCAUAUAAAGGUAUGUGGAAUCAGAUUUAAGAAAAGCGGUGCAUUUUAGACACAGUAGUUUCUUGUACUUGUUUUUCACUUCAAAAUUGAUCAUUUUUAACAAUAAGCAUACUCUAGCCCCAUUGUAAUAUAAACAGAAUAGGGCUAUAGGGGACAUGAGAUAAUCAUUACCUAACUUGGUCUUCCACAAUGAUACAGUUUUAUGUGUCGAAGGAUAAAAUGCUAGCCAUAAAUGUAAACUUACGAUGUAUUGUGAAACUGUUUCCGGAAUACUUAAUGAAAAUAAAACCUUGGUGAUCUAUGGAAAAAUUGAAAGGUGCAUUCUCAACAUUGCAAAUGGACCAACAAAAUAGUUCUUGAAAAUAUAUACACUACAAAGUUGAAAGUGUCAUAUUCCACUGUUUUUACAUGUAUUUCUGAUAAAUAACUACAAAUAAAUUGAUCCCACAUAAUCUUUAGAUAAUUGUCUUUCUGUCAGUGCAUCACGACUGGUAUAUCAAAGGUCGUGGUAUGUGCUAUCCUGUUUGUGGGAUGGUGCAUAUAAAAGAUCCCUUGCUACUAAUGGAAUUUGUUUUUAGCAGGUUUCUUCUCUAAAACUAUAUG